UGUACACUUCUGUCAUCGUUUCUGAUGAGGAAAGCCAAAACGAAUUGCUACAGAGAAGGUCCUGAAAGUCCUGCUAAGGACGAAGCACAGCGGGAGAUGCACAGCGACAAGGGCACAGCUGGAGGAAAGGUGCUGCGCUCCACAACUGUGUUCCUCUCUGAUGCAGAGGACGAGUACGAAGAUGACGAGGGUGGAGGAGCUCAGAGGGCUAAGAAGAAAAAGCGUAAAGGCGAUUUUGAGCGAGAUGAGGUGGAGUCAAAGAAGGAAAGACAGGACCCGGAUGUGGAUCUGGAGUUGGAGGCUCAAGGGGAUCCUCCGAAUGCGCAAUCCACAGCGAUGGACCAUACUGAGAUUUCCCCCGGUGCUCUACACUCUGUCCCUUUGUCCAUUUCCCCAUUUUCUACACAGUUCCUCAGCCCUUAUGUUCUCUCCCUUGCUCCCUCAAUGGCAAGCGAUGGAAGCAAAUUAUCGGUAUUUUCAAACUCCCCAACAAUCUCUCGCUUUCCUGGCUCUUUACUCUCGCAGACUCUCUCCUCCCACAACCAAACCUCUCACUACCUGUCCAACGGAGAUGAUUCCGAAUCUGCGCUGGAUCUCAGCAUAGGGAAAAACAACUCCAAGUAUACUUCGUCCUCCUCAUCUGUCGACAAAAUAUCUGUACAGAAGGGACAGCUGUUGGACGGACUUGGCCUCCGCCCCACAUCCAAAGGCAUGGUGGUUGUCCAGGUUAAACCAGAAUCCGGGACUGCUGUGCCUUCAUCCAAUAGCCCAAUAAAUCUGGUCAACUGCAGCCACAUGACAAAGUCGAACAUUUAUAUGAGGGCAGAUAACAGGACAAACACCACUUUUGUGAAAGUGGAGAGAGACCGGGAGAAAGAGACUGAGCUGCAAGAGAGGAAGUCCAAAGGAAAAAGGUAUCGGGACAUGCGCCGCUCAAGGACCAUCAUUCAAGCUGAACAGCUUGACAUUCUGUAUGGCUGCUAUUUCAAAGACCCUAAUCCCGGGAAGCACGAGUUUGAACAGAUCGCCGAGUGGGUUCAUCUUCCAAAAAAGGUCGUUCAGAUCUGGUUCCAGAACAUGAGGGCAAGGGAAAGGAAAGGCGAGGUCCGGUUCAUCAGCGACGGCACUUUGGCUGCUGUUGGAAAACCUCUCAUCAAAUUCACAUGGCCUCUUUCUAAACCCAUAUUCUCAAACAAGACUGCUACACAUAACACCGGGGGCAUCCCAGCUACUCCAAUUGUUCGGACACUUAUUAAGACGGACAAAGAGCCGGAAAAAGAGCCGGCAAAAGCGGCCUUAGUGAAGAAAGUGAUCCCAGUUCCCAUCAAGCCCAAGGAGGUAGCUAACCCCACCGCAGGGUCUCCUGUGAGCAGCAGCGUUACUGCAGUGCCAAAGACCAAGCUUGAAGCCAGCAGCAAUGUCAGUAUGUUGAAAGUUGCAUCCAAAGUCCCUACCCCCGUCCUCUUUCCCCCACCCAAGGAACCAGUUCCAAUUGCCCCACGGCCCAUCCAGAAACAAGAAGAGGAGAGUGAAGAAGAAAAAACCGACGAGGAAAAAGAGGAUGACAGUGAAAUGUUGAUCAGACCGGGCAUGGCUAACCGCAUGGUACCGAAGCUGGCCACAACUCCCAUUAAUAACAGGCCUCCAGUCUCCACUCUAGUGCCACCAAAACAAAACGGUCUCAACUACUGGACCCCCAAAGUCCCCAUAAAGAUCAACACUCUGUCAAGAGAACAACUGGCGCUUCCAACACACACGCCGCCUCGUACCAUCCCCCCUCCUCCCACUCCUAGCAUCGCACCGGUCAGCCCAAACACACCCGGUUCCGCCAAAGCGGGGAGCCCGUCCACACCGAUGAUCGUGAAAUCCAGUCCGACGGAAAGCAGCUUUCUGUCCCACUCCGCCAGCCGCAGGCCACGCACCCACCUGUCCUGCCUUCAGCUGUCCAUCUUGCAGUCAUGCUAUGAAACCUGUGCCCACCCCAAUGCUAUGGAGUGCGAAGCGAUCGGCACAGAGCUCAACUUGCCUCUCAAGGUGGUGCAGAUCUGGUUCCAGAAUACCAGAGCCAAGGAGAAGCGCUGGAGGCUGCAGCAGGAAAAAAUGUACCCCCUGUCAGAUGGGAAAGUGGACACCAGCUCGGGAAGCUAUCUUCACUACAGCGCCCUGAAAGCCAAUCGGCCCAUCCUUCCCAAGCCCGUUCAGCUAACGAUCACCGAACCCGCGGCCUCUCCAGUGCCGGGCCAGCCCGCUCCAAAGGAAACCCUGACGGGCCACUGCGACGCCUGCAAUGUCUCCUUCGAGUCGCGGGCCGCCGCCAGGGCCCACGUCUUCUCCCCACAUCACCUGGCCACUUUGAGAACCACUAACUUUGGCCAACCCACGGCCCUGGUCAGUAAGAACAGCUCGCAGGGUCCUCUCUCCACCGCUGUGACCAGCCCAGGAGCUGGCUCCGAAGGGGAGAUCGUCAUCGAGUUGCCACCCUCGACGGCCACCAGCAACAGUUAAAAAGACUCAGAUCAGGCAUGGUCUGCACAUUGACAAUUGUUGGACCCGUUUGGGCUUCUCAGAUUUUAAUAAACACAUUUGAGCACUAAUCCUCUAAAGGUAAUCUUUCGCUACGCCUCCCUCCACCCCACUCCCCACUUUUUCUCCGCUCCUCUUUGCUCGACCGUCACUUGGCCUGACAUGAACUGAGCAGACUCUCUUCCCAUGCUGCUUGUCACUAUAUCAGCUGAUUUCCUGAUGAGUGUGCGAACCCACUAAAGGUCUCCUUGACCUUUUCACACCGUACCGCAACAAUUUCUGAUCCUGACCCUGUGGUUAUGUACUGAUUUACUUCCUAUAAUUUGUAAAGGCACUCAACUCACAAUGCUUGAGCUGUUCUAUCCUAAAGACUGAUACAAGUGUUUAUACUUUUUGGCAGUGGCCACGGUGAGCCCAUAAACACUUUUUUUGAGGUGACAUGAUGUACUCACAUAAAUAACUGCCUGGUUUUUUUUUUGUUUUUUUUCUAUUUUUCCCCCCCCCUUGUGGAGUUGUGUUUUUUGUUUUCCCCUCAUGCCAACUUUUCACCUCUUCUCUGGCAAAGAUUGCUUAGAUAUCACACAACUGGACUGAGCUGUUGGGAGAGGAGAAAAUAGCUGGUCAAUAGCCAGCUUUUUGGUUGCUACAAGAAUUAUUCGUCUUCUCAUUUGGGAUUUAAAAGAGGUACUAUAGAGAGAGAGAGAGUGAGUAGGGCUGCAAACUUGUCCACAAUAACAUGCUCAUAGUUUCAUGACAAUCUAAAAAAUAAAAAAAAAGACUGAGCUAAAAGGUUUUUAAGAAAGUAGAAUCUGUGGCAUACCGCACUUUGACAUUUUACAUUGUUUGAGAUGUUUUUAAGCAUUCUGAUGCAGGUGUCUUUUUAUGGAAAGAUGCAUUAAUGCAUGUUGGAUGCCUUAAUAUAAAUCACGUGAAAUGAAUUUGUUUGGUUUUUUUUGUUUAUUUCUUUUGCUAAUCAGUUGUAAUAUGCUUUGGUUGUGAGCGUAAUAUACAAAAAAAAAAAAAAAAAAAGACUUGUCAAUGAAGAGCUUUUUUUUUUUUUCCAAACUUUUUAUACCCAUUCAAGGGGAUAUGUCUCUUUGAAUGUCACAGCCGAUAUUCUAUGAGUUGAGAAAUCCUGCCUGUAAAUCUUUCAGCGUUUUCUUUGCCAAGAACUGUAAUUGCUUUUAUUUUAUUUUUGUUGUUUUUUUUUACAUUAAAUUCUGUUUUUGUUUUGUUUUUGUUGGUCAAUUUUACAUCCCCCCCCCCUAAAUGUUUGUGUGUCUCAUUUUUGGAAUGUGACUCUUCAGACUUGCUUGGGAAAUCUAAAUGUUUUACACCUCCUGUUGGUGUGUUAGUAAUAUGGCAGCCUUAAAAGGAAACCCCAACAGGGGAGCUUUGUAAAUUGAUUUCAACUCUAUUUGGCACUAAGACUCAGACUGAUUUCCCAAUUUUUUUUCCUUGUUUUUGUUGUCUUUUUGAAUACUGUAAAAGUUUUUUUUUUGUUUUUUUUUUUUAAAUACUCAUUUUAUUCUCUUGAGUGUUUGUUCAACGACAGGAAGCAAUUACAACUGGCAAAACAUUUUUAUUUAGGUCAAAAGCCAAUCCAGUCAGAUUGAGAAAGCAGGCCUUCUUCCCCCCUCAUUUUUUUGGGUCCGUUUCAAAGCAGAAAGUGAUCCUGGUCAUGUAUGUGCUGUGAAAUAUUAUACUCUUGAAACCCACGACGACGGAGACAGUCGGGUAUUAUUGGUAUCAUCUGGUUUAUGGGUACUCAAACCUAGGAAAUAAAUUAGGAAACUGAAAAUGUAUUCACUGAGAGCUAAUAAGAUGGUGCUGUGUUGAAGGACACAAACUAAAGAUGUUUUCCUUCGGUUUAAGUUGUAUAUUAAUGUUACUAUUAAUAGUUUUAACAAAAAAAAAAAAUGCAAAACUAAAACCUGAACUUUUUGUAAAGAAAUAUAUUAAAAAAAAACAACUGAUAUUCCAAAGUAAUCCUCACUUUGCUUUCUGUCAUUCAGAAACCAAAAAGCAAUCUUUAGGUCGACAGAGAGCAGGAGAGGUCCUAAUGCAAACUGUAAAAAAAAAAAAAAAAAACAACAAAAAAAAGGACAUCCCACAGCUUGACACUUGCACUAGUCCACCAUUUUUGCACAAGCUACAGACAUGCGAGACGAAUGCAGCCAUCGCUGCAGCGGUGUUACAAAGACGGGAACGAUGUCCUUUUAACUAUGAGUAAUAAUUUGUACUUCUGUUGGAAACUGUAUCUUGUGUGUAAAGCAAGGACUAGUGUGCUCCAACCUCAAGACUGGGAUUACACACACACACAUAUGCGCACACACACAGACACGGUGUUGCACUGUCCAAACUAGACGUUUUUAUGGAGAUCUGCUUUAUGUUCCCUUAUGUUUCAUUGUCACUUUUGAUUAUCACUAUUGUUAGAUCUGUACUACUACUUAUACAAUUUAUUAUUACUACUCAUCACUGUUUGUUUUUUUUUUUUUGUUUGUUUUAUUCUUACAGAUUCAUAAUGGGUUUCAAUGCCACCGCUCUGCUCAGAAAGAGUAUGGUAUUCCUAUGAAUAUUGAACAAUAAUAGUGGCAGUGUUGUUAUGACUUGUUAGAUUUUAUGAUUAAGCUUAAUUUUCCUCCUCACCUUGUACCUGCCUUUGUGUUUGGUCUCCAUUAUGCUUUCUUUGUUAUACAGAAAAACAAAUAAAACCAGUUGAACAACAAA
This is a messenger RNA of Xiphophorus hellerii (green swordtail), 5253 nucleotides long. RefSeq names its product zinc finger homeobox 2 (gene zfhx2). The transcript is spliced from 2 exons. Gene Ontology annotation, molecular function: DNA-binding transcription factor activity, RNA polymerase II-specific; RNA polymerase II cis-regulatory region sequence-specific DNA binding. Gene Ontology annotation, cellular component: nucleus. The record is from RefSeq and is a predicted model, not a curated record. The coding region runs from base 25 to 2505 and encodes 826 amino acids. Gene Ontology annotation, biological process: regulation of neuron differentiation; regulation of transcription by RNA polymerase II. Lineage: Eukaryota; Metazoa; Chordata; Actinopteri; Cyprinodontiformes; Poeciliidae.